GCCUCACCCCCCCCCGGCCCGGGCUCAGCUCCGCCCCCUCCCCGCGCGCCGGGGCCCAAUGGGCGGCGGGAACGCGCCCGGGGGGGGAGGGGAGAGCGCGGCGGGUGCGCGCACGCACAGCCGCGGGGCCGCGCCUUGCCCCGUGCGUGCGCGCUCCCGGCCCCCCCCGCCUUCCCCUCUCUCUGUGUCCCUCUCUCUCCCUCUCUCCGCCGCGCUCGGCCGGCUCUGCCCCCCCUUUGUGCGCGCUCCGAGCCGCCCCCGCAUCGCCGACUCGCCAUGGCCGACGAGAAGCCCAAGGAAGGAGUGAAGACUGAAAACAAUGACCACAUUAAUCUGAAGGUGGCAGGGCAAGAUGGGUCUGUGGUGCAGUUUAAGAUUAAGAGGCACACACCACUUAGUAAACUAAUGAAAGCCUAUUGUGAACGACAGGGGUUGUCAAUGAGGCAAAUCAGAUUCCGGUUCGAUGGGCAGCCAAUUAAUGAAACAGACACACCUGCACAGUUGGAAAUGGAGGAUGAAGAUACAAUUGAUGUGUUCCAGCAGCAAACAGGAGGAGUUUACUAAAACAAACACACAAAAAAGAACCUGCUACUUUCCUCUCCAGAACUGUGCUCCCACAGGCGACACUUCACAGUUAGAAAAAUGAGACUUGGUUCAGCCACAUCCUGACUACUGCAGUAUAGUUUUCUCUCUUCUCUCUGAUUUUUUUUCUUAUUCCUUUUAUUGUACAUAAAGUAACUGGUGAUGUGCACAGGCAUAAUGCAUAUUUUUUUUUAAACUAAAUGGCCAAUGGUAUGUUUUGAUCAACAUUUAAUGGAGAUGGGGUGGGAAAACAAACUGGUUCUGUGAAAAUGCCCCUCUCUCCAUUAGUGGCAUGCUCCUUCUACUUUUACAGAAUCACAGAAUAAGCCGAGUUAUCUUUAUAUUCCAGUAAGUUAUUUUGCUCUCACUGUUCAAAAACAAAAACCUUGCAUACCUUGUUUGAUUGGAUAAUUUCAAUGUUUUUCUUUUAUCAUUGUAAAACCAAGGGCAAUUUUAUAACUUUUUUGUACGUAGCUGUUACAUGUAGAGCAAUCUCUGUCUAAGUAGGGGUAAAUUACUCUUUAAAAAAAAAAGGAAAAAAAAAAGUCCUAGAUAGUUUUCCCUUCAAGUAAAACGUCUUGUUGUUUAAAUAAACUUCUCGUUUAAAAUAA
Passer domesticus (house sparrow) is the source of this 1193-nucleotide messenger RNA. It is a transcript of the gene SUMO2, whose product is annotated as small ubiquitin like modifier 2. Gene Ontology annotation, cellular component: nucleus. NCBI's taxonomy places the organism in Eukaryota, Metazoa, Chordata, Aves, Passeriformes, Passeridae. The transcript has 4 exons. The record is from RefSeq and is a predicted model, not a curated record. The coding region runs from base 277 to 564 and encodes 95 amino acids. Gene Ontology annotation, molecular function: ubiquitin-like protein ligase binding; protein tag activity. Gene Ontology annotation, biological process: protein sumoylation.